AGUGAAAAAGUUCCCUCUCCCAUUCAGAAAACACAAAUAUCAAAAGCAAAAGUGAAAAAGAUUACAUCCCAAAAGCAACCAAAAAGCAAAUUCACACUGACACCAAACCAAAAAAAAACAUGUAUAUACAGUCAAGAUCCUAUUUUUAUACUCUCAAUCUCAUGCAUACUUGUUCCUCUUCAUUCCCAAAAAAUGGCAGAAAUUGUUCUUGCAGAACCAAUUCAAGAAAGUACUGCUAGUACCAGCAGAAGAGCUUAUACCACAAGCAAUGAAAGGCCCUAUACUAGAUCAAUCACUUACGGGCGUGAUCAUGUGCCUGAGCCCUUUGACAGUGAGAAGUUGCCAGUGACUUUGAUUUCGGAGAUUCAAAGAUUUCUUCGCGUAGCUAAUCUUAUCGAGUCAGAGGAGCCUCGUGUGGCUUAUCUUUGUCGGUUUCAUGCAUUCGAAGUAGCACAUAACUUGGAUAGGAAUUCGAAUGGCCGAGGAGUACGACAGUUUAAAACUGCCCUUCUUCAACGACUUGAACAGGAUGAAGAAGUUACUCUCAGGAAAAGGAAGGAAAGGACUGAUUUACGUGAACUUAGACGUGCUUAUCGCGAGUAUAAAGACUUCAUAAUCAAACAUGGUGGGGAGAGUAAUCUUGAAAAUAGAGAAAGGCUGACUAAGGCACGUGUCGUUGCUUCAGUAUUGUUUGAAGUAUUGGAUACAGUUUCCAGAGCAGCAGGUGUUCAGGCUGGGAGUGAGAGUAGCGAUGCCAAAUCUGAACUCUUUGUGUCAUAUAACAUUCUUCCACUUGAUCAAGGAGGAAUUCAUCACGCGAUCAUGCAACUCCCUGAGGUUAAAAUUGCGGUUGCUGCAGUUCGGGAUGUUCGUGGUUUGCCUUUCCUGGAAGAUUGUCGAAAACAAGAAACCAACCUGGAUUUGUUCAAGUGGCUUCAGUUUUGCUUUGGAUUUCAAAAAGGGAAUGUGGCCAACCAGAGAGAGCAUUUAAUUUUAUUACUUGCUAACACACAUGUUCGGCAGACUCAGAAGCAAGUAUUAGUACCCAAGCUAGGGGAUGUUGCUGUUGAUGAGCUGAUGAAGAAGUUUUUUAAAAAUUAUACAGAUUGGUGCAAAUUUUUGGGACGAAAGAGCAAUAUUAGGGUGCCAUAUCUGAAACAGGAGGCUCAGCAGUACAAACUUCUGUAUAUAGCUCUUUAUCUUCUGAUAUGGGGAGAGGCUGCAAAUUUAAGGUUUAUGCCAGAAUGCUUGUGUUACAUGUUUCACCAUAUGGCAUAUGAGCUGCAUAGCAUGCUAACUGGUGCUAUAAGCAUGACAACCGGAGAAAAGGUCAUACCAGCUUACCAAGGAGAUUCAGAAUCUUUUCUCAACAAUGUAGUGUUUCCGGUGUAUGAUGUCAUAUAUAAGGAAGCUAUGAAAAACGGAAAAGGAACAGCUGAUCAUUCGACAUGGAGGAACUAUGAUGAUCUGAAUGAAUUCUUUUGGUCUCCAGAUUGUUUUCAAAUAGGUUGGCCCAUGCGUCUGGACCAUGAUUUCUUUUGUAUAGAAACUCCAAAUAAUGUCAAAGUUAAAAAAGAAAAGGCUUCUGCUUCUGACCUUCAAGAAAACAAGGAUGCAAAUGAAGAUGAAGAAAUGGGGAUCCUAGUGGAUGAAGUGCGUGAACCAAAGUGGCUGGGGAAGACAAAUUUUGUAGAAAUCCGCUCAUUUUGGCAGAUUUUCAGAUGCUUUGACAGGAUGUGGAGCUUUUUUAUCCUAUCACUUCAGGCAAUGAUAAUAAUGGCUUCUCACGAUUUGGAGUCUCCUCUACAAGUCUUUGAUGCAACAGUACUCGAGGAUGUUAUGAGUAUCUUCAUCACUUCAGCAGUUCUUAAACUUGUAAAUGUUAUUCUUGAUAUCAUCUUUACAUGGAAAGCUCGAUGUACAAUAGACCCUAAUCAAACUCUGAAACAUGUGCUGAGGGUGGUUGUUGCUAUGAUGUGGACCAUCAUUCUUCCCGUAUAUUAUGCUAGUUCUCGUAAAAAAUAUACUUGUUAUUCAACACAAAGUGGGAGUUGGCUUGGAGAAUGGUGCUAUUCUUCCUAUAUGGUUGCAGUUGCGUUCUACUUGAUGACCAAUGCAGUUGACAUGGUUCUAUUUUUUGUGCCUGUGGUUGGAAAAUAUAUCGAGACCUCCAAUUACCGGAUAUGCAUGUUCUUAUCCUGGUGGACUCAGCCUAAGCUAUAUGUUGGGCGAGGAAUGCAAGAAAGCCAACUCUCCCUUCUGAAGUAUACCAUUUUCUGGCUGUUCUUGUUAAUAAGCAAACUUAUAUUUAGCUACACAUUUGAGAUAAAACCACUUAUAUCACCUACAAGACAGAUCAUGGCAAUCGGAGUAAAAAAUUACGACUGGCACGAGCUUUUCCCUAAAGUCAAGAGCAAUGCUGGAGCACUAGCUGCUAUAUGGGCUCCAAUUGUACUUGUAUAUUUCAUGGAUGCACAAAUCUGGUAUUCUGUCUACUGUGCAGUCUUUGGUGGAGUGUAUGGAAUCCUCCAGCAUCUUGGUGAGAUUCGGACAUUGGGAAUGCUGAGAAGUAGAUUUUACUCAUUACCUGAAGCUUUCAGUGAUCGUCUUGUCCCACCCGAAGCAAAAGAUUCUCGAAACACCUUAAUGAAUUGGCUCAUCCCUUUGACAUUCCAAUUCCAAAAGAACUUUCACUUAUCAGAAAGGGAAAAGAGCAAUGUUGUGAAGUUUGCUCUUGUGUGGAACCAGAUCAUCAGUAGCUUCCGAGAGGAGGACGUGAUAAGUGACAGGGAGAUGGAUUUGAUGAAAAUACCUGUAUCACCAGAAUUACUCUCUGGUCGAGUUUAUUGGCCCAUUUUUCUUUUAGCAGAUAAGCUUGCAAAUGCAUUAUCUAUUGCACGAGACUUUGAGGGAAAGGAUGAAACGCUUUUAAGAACAAUCAAGAAGGAUACAUACAUGUUUAUGGUUGUGAUAGAGUGUUAUGAAUCGCUGAAAUACAUACUCGAAAUUCUUGUUGUUGGUGACCUUGAGAGAAGGGUUAUUUCUGGUAUAUUAGAUGAAAUUGAUGAAAGCAUUCAAAAAUCAACACUUCUCAAGGACUUGAAGAUGAGCCAACUGCCGGUUCUAUGCGCUAAGUGUAUUACUUUACUUCAACUUCUGGUCGAGGGAAACGAAAGCCUUCAUAACAAAGUUGUAUUGGCAAUUCAAGAUAUCUUUGAGCUUGUAACAACCGAUAUGAUGUUAAAUGGGUCAAGAACGUUGGAGUCACUUAAUGUUCACCUGCAUAGUGGGGAAGAGGUUGUUGAAUAUUUCGUCUCGAUUGAAGCACCACUGUUUGCAUCUAAGGAUUCAAUCCAUUUUCCAUUGCCAGAUAGUGAUUCCUUAUUGGAAAAGAUCAAGCGAUUUCGUUUACUGCUUACUGUCAAAGAUAAAGCACUGGAUAUACCGACCAACUUGGAGGCUCGUAGGAGGAUUUGCUUUUUUGCCACUUCUCUGUCUAUGAACAUGCCAAAUGCUCCAAAGGUGCGGAACAUGUUAUCAUUCAGUGUUCUAACUCCACAUUUCAUGGAGGAAGUCAAAUUUUCAAAGAAGGAGCUCAAUUCAAGAAAACAAGCUGGAGUCUCUAUCCUUUUCUAUAUGAAAAAGAUAUUUCCAGAUGAAUGGGAAAACUUUUUGGAGCGCAUGGAAAAGGAAGGAAUAGAUGAAUCUAGUGAUGAAAUUGAAGAAGAGGAGAGAAAUUGGGCUUCUUUCCGAGGGCAAACUCUAAGCAGAACUGUCCGAGGAAUGAUGUACUACAGAAAAGCACUGAAGUUGCAAGCUUUUCUUGACAUGGCUGAGGAUGAAGAUAUCCUCCAAGGUUAUGAUGCAAUUGAGAGGAAAAAUGAUACAUUAUCAGCUCAACUUGAAGCCAUGGCAGACAUGAAAUUUAUACAUGUUGUGUCUUGUCAAAUAUAUGGAUUACAGAAGACUACUGGUGACCCUCAGGCUCAAGACAUACUCAAUUUGAUGAAAAGGUACCCUUCUUUACGCGUUGCUUAUGUUGAGGAGAAAGAAGAAAUUACAGCAGACAAGCCACGAAAAGUUUACUCAUCUAUUCUAGUUAAAGCUGUUAACGGUUUUGAUCAGGAAGUAUACCGUGUAAAGCUUCCAGGUCCACCAAAUAUUGGAGAAGGAAAACCUGAAAAUCAAAAUCAUUCCAUAAUUUUCACACGCGGUGAAGCUCUCCAAACAAUUGACAUGAACCAGGAUAAUUAUUUAGAAGAAGCUUUGAAAAUACGAAAUAUCUUGCAAGAGUUCCUGAAACACAGUGGUCGGCGUCCUCCCACAAUACUUGGCAUGAGAGAACACAUAUUUACAGGAAGUGUUUCUUCUUUAGCUUAG
Molecule: messenger RNA, 4380 nt
Organism: Solanum tuberosum (potato)
Lineage: Eukaryota; Viridiplantae; Streptophyta; Magnoliopsida; Solanales; Solanaceae
Product: putative callose synthase 8
Exons: 36
Coding region: 193-4380 (1395 amino acids)
Biological process (GO): (1->3)-beta-D-glucan biosynthetic process
Cellular component (GO): 1,3-beta-D-glucan synthase complex; plasma membrane
Molecular function (GO): 1,3-beta-D-glucan synthase activity
Source: RefSeq, a predicted model, not a curated record